Molecule: messenger RNA, 944 nt
Organism: Schistocerca nitens (vagrant locust)
Lineage: Eukaryota; Metazoa; Arthropoda; Insecta; Orthoptera; Acrididae
Product: LIRP
Exons: 3
Coding region: 16-642 (208 amino acids)
Cellular component (GO): extracellular region
Molecular function (GO): hormone activity
Source: RefSeq, a predicted model, not a curated record
CCCUGCCCAGAAGAGAUGGUGGGGUGCGUGCGCCGGAGGGGGGAGGAUUUGGCGACGGAGGAGGGGCUGAGGACCAUGUCUAGCGGCCGUCUGGCGGAGCAGCCAGUCCGCGGGUUGGUCGGCCAGGCGGCACUCGGCACUCCUGCAAGCUGUCACAGCUCCUCAUCUCACCACACCUCUCACCCGCAGCCUCUGCAGACGCCAGACAUGAUGUGGAAGCUGUGCCUCCGACUGCUCGCCGUGCUGGCGGUGUGCCUGUGCACGGCCACGCAGGCGCAGUCCGACCUGUUCCUCCUGUCGCCCAAGCGCAGCGGCGCGCCGCAGCCGGUGGCCCGCUACUGCGGCGAGAAGCUCUCCAACGCGCUCAAGAUCGUCUGCCGUGGCAACUACAACACCAUGUUCAAGAAGGCUUCCCAAGAUGUGUCGGACGCGGAGUCUGAAGACAACUACUGGAGCGGGCAGUCGGCCGACGAGGAGGUGGAGGCGCCGGCGCUGCCGCCGUACCCCGUGCUGGCGCGGCCGAGCGCGGGCGGCCUGCUGACGGCCGCCGUCUUCCGGCGGCGCACGCGCGGCGUCUUCGACGAGUGCUGCCGCAAGAGCUGCAGCAUCAGCGAGCUGCAGACGUACUGCGGCCGCCGGUAGUCGCCGCCACCGUCGCCGCCGCCACCGCUCCACCGCCGUGCCGUGCGCCACUUAUUUAUUGUCCCUGCACGCCGGGGCCGGGGCCAGCUCCCGGCGGCAGGGGGGCCGGCCGAAGCCGCGCUCGCCUCCCGUAAGCAACGCACGAGGGGGCGCCCGCGCUUCCGAUCAGUAUUAUUCUUCUUAUUUCGCAUUUGUUUUUACUGCAAAUUGUAUACGUUUCAUGUGAUUCGUAAGACGAAAGUUGGUACAAAAAAAAAGCGUUCAAAACUCGUGAAAAUAAACUUACAUGUGCACAAUUAAAA